Messenger RNA from Microthlaspi erraticum, 1632 nucleotides. The record is from the annotation of a GenBank genome assembly. NCBI's taxonomy places the organism in Eukaryota, Viridiplantae, Streptophyta, Magnoliopsida, Brassicales, Brassicaceae.
AUGACGGAGCAGAAAGACGAGAAGUACAAGAAGUUGGCUUCUGAUUUUGCAAAGCUUCAAGGGGUGGUGACUGAGCUUAAGGAUAUGCUCACAGAAGCAUUAUCCCGUGGAAACAACGGAGAGCCCACCUCACAGUCAAAACCGGUGUCUCAAGUCAACUAUGAGCAAAGAAGGAAGGCACAGUUUGAUGUUUCAUUAGACAAACUGGUUGACAUUAACCUAACCCAAAGCUCGGAGAUCAACUUUGGUGAGAAUACACAAAGUUAUCUCUUCAGAAAGCAAGGCCAUCUCUCACAAGACUCCUUUGUCCCCGGAUUUGAUCCAUCCCAGCAAUCCAAGGACAAAUCUAAGAAAUCGCAGCCGAGAAACCAAAAAGCAAAGGACAAAAACACAGCAGUGGAGAAUGUUAGUAAGGAAAAGGGGAAGAUCUCGCAGCAGAAAAAUCAAAAAGCUAAGGUGAAACCCAAAAAAGCGGAGCAUGUGAUUACGGAAAAGGAUACACAUGAAGACACGUCUAAGAGAGAAGGGAAGGCCGUGAAGACGGAACCAAAUGGUUCUACAAAAGAUCCUAAAGCCGCAGAAGUCGACUCCGAUACUGAAGACGUGUUGAAAGUACUUGCAUGUCUAACAAGACCGAUUAAACGCAGACCCCUUUACAGUGAUUCUGAUGAAGACCAGGACGGUGAAGACCGCGAAUUCCACGAGAGUCAAUCCAAGCUGAUGCAGGAUCAUCCAUUGUCAGAAGAUCCCGAUGCAUUCCUGUGGUAUAUCUCAGAGGAGCGUUACGAGGAGCUACAUGAGUGGUCGCAGACAUUUGUGGACAUAAAGGUUGGUCCAAUGCUGCUCACAUGGGCGCUAUCUAACCGUGUUGUUGGUCCAGGUGGUCCAGAAAAAUGGCUAAAAAACGAGGAAAUUGAUGGCUUGCUCUAUGUAUUUCGUGAGAAUACGACUCUGAAACGAUGGGAUGUCGACAGAGUGGGGUUCAUGAACUUCAAUUUCGCAUGUUGUAUCAAGGCGGCGUAUGAGCAAUGGAAGAGUGUGAAGAAGAAGUUCGAAGUCAGUGAGUACCUCAUGGCUUUCGGCAAAGGUAUUCUGCCUGCUCACGGCAGAACCGACAAGGUUUGGGGAGUGGAUUUUGAUCGCAUAUACACUCCAGUGUCUGUAGGCGGCAACCAUUGGAUCGCCUUGUGUAUCAAUUUCUCGGAGCGGGUCAUUGACGUAUUCGACUGCAACGGAUUGAAAAGGUACAGGGAGGUGGACGCUUUCACGCACAUGGUGCCGCGUAUCAUGAAGGAAGUGCAGACAGGUGAAACGAAGAAAAACCUCUCUGUCGCCCCAUAUACCGCCAGGUACGUCCCAAUGCGAGAUGGGAUGAACGAGACCCAUUCUGAUUGUGAGGUUUACACGUUGAAGUUCAUAGAGUGUCAUGCGUUGGGACGAGAUGUGUCUUUGCUAAACGACGAAAACAUGAAGUAUGCUAGGUACAAGAUAGCGUCUGACCUACUUCAGGCGGGAAGGGAUGAGGUUUUGCUUGAGCGGAUGUCAAGGCAUGUGACGCCGGAGUUUGCUCCCACAGAGACCAUAGACAUUGGUUUCAUAUUUUUGUUGGUUUUUUUGUUACAAUUUCCUUGA